Daldinia childiae is the source of this 2361-nucleotide messenger RNA. RefSeq lists its product as uncharacterized. Lineage: Eukaryota; Fungi; Ascomycota; Sordariomycetes; Xylariales; Hypoxylaceae. Gene Ontology annotation, biological process: positive regulation of proteasomal ubiquitin-dependent protein catabolic process; ubiquitin-dependent protein catabolic process; protein polyubiquitination. Gene Ontology annotation, molecular function: ubiquitin conjugating enzyme binding; ubiquitin protein ligase activity; zinc ion binding. Gene Ontology annotation, cellular component: cytoplasm; ubiquitin ligase complex. The transcript is spliced from 6 exons. The record is from RefSeq and is a predicted model, not a curated record. The coding region runs from base 1 to 2361 and encodes 786 amino acids.
AUGAUUGGGACUCACGACAUAAUCCCAACCCCCAUUCGCUGCCUUACCGACCCCGAGGACCUGAAAUACACAGAUGCUACCGACCCAAUGCCUCAUCCACAACAGCAACUGACCCGUCCCCGGUCGGCCACCGUCGGGUCUCGAAAUGGGAAAGGUCGGGCAGUGUAUCUCGAGGUAGAGGAUGGUGACGACGAUGACGAACAGGCGAAGAUGAUUUCGAGACUUAGGUCUAGAUCCAGACCCAGGACGCAAUCGAGACACAGGACUAGGAGCAUGACCAGGAGCGUGACCAGUAGCAGCGGAGAUGAUGAGACCUACGAACUUUCGACGCCACCGAGAUCCACCCCUUUGUAUCGAUCCAGGCCUACCUCGAGGAUUCCAUCACCGUCUUCAUCGAGAAGUUCAAGCGUUGACACUGAGUCAUCGGAUUCUACAGAGGAUGAAAGACUUAAGCGCCGAGCCCGCAAAAGACCAGUCCAAGUCCCAGUAACCCCGCCUGCACCCCCGGUCGACCGGGUCUCCCGUCGACGACAACGAUCAAAACAUCGAGAAAGACCUGCUUAUGAAGAAGAUACCGAUGAAGAACCCGAAUACGAAACUACGCUCCGUCGUUUACGGGAAAGGUCCAAAUCAGUACCGCGAUCAGGACAUAUCGAGUCACGAAGCACAUCCCGGAUUCGUCCUCGCCAUCGAGACCAUUACGACGAACCAGAGGCUAGUUCAUCAAGACGACCUCAUCGGAGGAGGUACUAUGAAUCUGAUGUGGGAUACACUGCGAAGCCCUCGCUUCCGCGGGCGCAUACUGCUCCCAGCUCACAUGUAGCGUCCCAGAGACUCCAGUCGCCGCCCGAAAAGCACUCGAAGAUGGUGGAAUGUGUUGUAUGCCUCGACGACCUACCGUCUUCAAAGACGGCCAAGCUGAAGUGCGGGCAUCGGAUGUGCAAGUCAUGCCUAAAGCGCAGCUUCAAGCUCUCCGUCAAAGACCCAGCGCAGAUGCCUCCGAGAUGCUGCACGUCAGAUUGCAUCCCGCUAAAGCAUGUCGAUAACCUGUUCGACAUCGAUUUCAAGAAGACAUGGAACCGGAAGUUCCACGAAUUUUCUACUCGGAACCGUGUGUACUGUCCGGGUAAGAGAUGCGGCCGAUGGAUCAGACCAGACCAGAUCCAGCAACACCGCAAUGGUCGUAAGGUGGGUAGAUGCGGUAGCUGUCAUACUCGCGUAUGCUGCGACUGCAAUAACAAGUGGCACGGUUCUGGCCCGUGUCCUGCUGACGAAGAGACAAACCAGAUUUUACAGCAGGCUAAGGAAGAGGGAUGGCAGCGUUGCUUCAACUGCAGAAAUAUGGUAGAGUUAAAGGAAGGUUGUAAUCACAUGACAUGUCGUUGCGGAGCGGAAUUUUGCAUGAUUUGCGGCCUGAAGUGGAAGACUUGUGAAUGCCCGUGGUUCAACUAUGAUGGCGCCGACGCGGACGGGCUCGAGCAUAUGCAGAUCCCAGAACCGAUGAUAGACCGCGAGAGGUUAGGCCUCAGAAGUGCCCCGCCUGCUCAGGGCUUUGCUCAGGCUUUUGAUGCUAGACGCUCGCCUGGUAAUGGACUACGAACUCGACCAAAUACCUACGAUGAAGAACUUAUCCGUAGACGUCUUCAAGAACAGCGAGACGAAGAAUUAGCACGGCGGCUUCAGUUCGAGGACAGCGAAGAUGAAUAUAUGGAUCCAGCUGAUGAUAUUAUGGGUCUCGGAAACAACGCCGCCACCAACAAUACGGCGCACUUCAAUAUGAAUAACCCCUAUAGGCGUCGAGCACAGACUGUAGUCGCGCCGCCAGCACCUGCGCCGCCACCAGUAGGACCAUUUGAAAGGACAGCAGGUUCAGUUGCAGACUAUGUCACCGGGGUGAACAGGGCACGCGGCCUUCGCGCCAGCUCGAUGGAACGCCGUCUCGCCGACCGGUUCGAACAGCGUCAAAACCCCAGCCCGGCCCCUCAAGGCUUCGGACAGGGCAUACCACCUCCCCCGGCCCCUCCCCGAGCGAUGGGCCCGCCGCCGCUACCGUCUCAAGCCCCUUUACCGACACCUCCUAUGAUGCGUAGACACACCGUAGACGACGAAGACUUAUACGAGAUUCCACGGGCCAGUCGAGUUCCCGAACGGAUGCUCCCCAGACGAGCCGCAACGCGCGGCUACAUGGACGACUCGGCUCUGUACGAACCCGGACCCCGGGUGCGGCACCGCCAGCGAGCUGCGUCGACAUCGCCCAAGGACUCCGUUCUCGCCGGCCUCACCGGGCCCGGACGCGGCAUGCACCGCGUAUACGAAUGGGUUGAGCACGUCGAGCAGGACCCGCACACACUCGCUGCGUAG